AAUGUUGGCAGUUGACCCUGUGACGAUCCUACUGACUGUUGUCAUCAUCCUCUUCUUGGCCCAUGUAUACAACAAGAAGCAAGAAAAGUACAAGAAUUUCCCACCUGGGCCCAAACCACUGCCAAUCAUCGGAAAUAUCCUCAGUAUCGAUAUGAAGAAACCACAUAAGACAUUUAUGGAGCUAUCCAAAACCUAUGGUCCAGUGAUAGGUGUUCAGUUAGGGAUGGGGAAGAUAGUUGUCCUCUGCGGACUUGAAGCUGUGAAAGAUGCUUUAAUCAACCACGCUGAGGAAUUUUCUGACAGACCAAGGGCACCAAUACUUGAUAAAAGAGAAUAUGGCCUUGUUUUUUCUAAUGGAGAAAACUGGAAGGUGAUGAGAAGAUUUGCACUUUCCACACUCCGAGAUUAUGGGAUGGGAAAGAAAACUAUAGAAGACAAGAUUAGCGAGGAAGCUGAAUGCUUGGUACAGACUUUUACGUCACAAGGAGGGAAGCCUUUCAACAAUCGCACCAUCAUUAAUGCGGCUGUGGCCAACAUAAUUGUAUCCAUACUACUGAGUCGUAGAUUUGAAUACGAUGAUCCAACUAUACAGAAGCUCAUGAGUUUAGUUAAUGAGAAUGUAAGACUCCUGGGCUCACCUAUAGUCAGGCUGUACAACAGCUUUCCAUUUCUCAUAGGCUUGCUGCCCGGAGGCCACAAGAAGAUGGUUAAAAACCGACAGCAGAUUCAGAGCUUUAUAAGAGAGACAUUUACUAAGCAGAGGAAAGAACUUGAUGUAAAUGACCAGAGGAACCUUGUUGAUUCAUUCUUGGCCAAGCAACAAGAGGGGAAGCCGGAAUCAACUCUGUACUUUCAUGAUGAAAAUUUAACAGUCCUGGUGGCCAACUUGUUUGCUGCUGGAAUGGAGACAACAUCCACCACUCUGAGAUGGGGCCUCCUACUGAUGAUGAAGUAUCCUGAUAUACAAAAGAAAGUACAAGAUGAAAUUGAGAGAGUCAUUGGUACGGCUCAGCCGAGGUUAGAGCACAGGAAACAAAUGGCGUACGUCGAUGCUGUCGUUCAUGAGGUACUGCGCUAUGGUGAUAUAGCACCGGGAAGUGUUCCACAUGCAACGUCACAAGAUGUCACCUUCAGAGGAUAUUUUAUUCCAAAGGGAACCACAGUCAUCCCAGUGCUCUCCUCUUCAUUGAGAGACAAGUCCUACUUUGAAAAACCCUACGAGUUCUACCCAGAACAUUUUCUUGAUUCUGCAGGCAAUUUCAAGAAGAGCGAUGCGUUCAUCCCAUUCUCUAUUGGAAAAAGAAGUUGUGCUGGGGAAACAUUGGCUAAAAUGGAGCUAUUCCUCUUCUUUACAACACUGCUACAACACUUCACCUUCAAGGCCCCUCUUGGAGCUGUGCUGGACCUCACCCCUGCCCUGGGGGCUACAAACCCCCCAUUACCUCAUGAAACCUGUGCAAUCCCCCGCACCUAGA
Nanorana parkeri is the source of this 1475-nucleotide messenger RNA. Its product is annotated as cytochrome P450 2K4-like. Gene Ontology annotation, molecular function: iron ion binding; oxidoreductase activity, acting on paired donors, with incorporation or reduction of molecular oxygen, reduced flavin or flavoprotein as one donor, and incorporation of one atom of oxygen; heme binding. Gene Ontology annotation, biological process: xenobiotic metabolic process. The coding region runs from base 2 to 1474 and encodes 490 amino acids. Gene Ontology annotation, cellular component: cytoplasm; intracellular membrane-bounded organelle. The record is from RefSeq and is a predicted model, not a curated record. Lineage: Eukaryota; Metazoa; Chordata; Amphibia; Anura; Dicroglossidae. The transcript has 9 exons.